AUGUUCGAGCAAGCACACCAGAGAUUCGGCCAUCUCGACGUCGUCGUCUCCAAUGCCGGGAUCAACAGAGAGAACCUACUGGAGGACUCGUACGACCCUGCCACCGGCCGCCUCCAAAAGCCAGAUCUGAAGAACCUCGAGGUCAAUCUGGUCGCGCACGUCUAUUUCGUCAAAUGCGCCGUGCAUUACUUUGAGAAGUCGCCACCACCGCACACAUCUUCCCCACGCACGCACCAAAUCGUCCUGACGGGCUCUGCGGCCAGCUACAUCGACACGCCGCCGCUGUACCAGUACUGUGCGGCCAAGACCGGCGUUCUCGGGCUCAUGAGAAGUCUCAGGACGCAAUUGCCACGCCGAAACAUCACGAUCAAUAUGAUCGCGCCGUGGAUGACAGUGACUCCGAUGCUGCCGGCCGCCAUCAAGGACUUAUGGGGACAUCUUCCCGCCAACACGCCCGAGGGAGUCGCGCGGGCUCUGCUGCUCCCAGCGGUCGAUCAGAGCAUCAACGGCAAGGCGUUCUUUAUCGCUGGAAACCACAUGGUCGAGCUCGAGGACAAGAUCCAUGAGUCCCAGCCAUCAUGGAUGGGGGAGAAGCUGAGUGAGGAUGUGGAUGAGGGUCAGCGACGGUUGAUUCCCGUGGGAAUCAAUCCGGAUAAGUGA
This is a messenger RNA of Capronia epimyces CBS 606.96, 660 nucleotides long. RefSeq lists its product as uncharacterized. The record is from RefSeq and is a predicted model, not a curated record. Gene Ontology annotation, molecular function: oxidoreductase activity. Bases 1 to 660 code for a protein of 219 amino acids. The transcript is spliced from 2 exons. NCBI's taxonomy places the organism in Eukaryota, Fungi, Ascomycota, Eurotiomycetes, Chaetothyriales, Herpotrichiellaceae.